Molecule: messenger RNA, 1116 nt
Organism: Talaromyces amestolkiae
Lineage: Eukaryota; Fungi; Ascomycota; Eurotiomycetes; Eurotiales; Trichocomaceae
Exons: 2
Coding region: 1-1116 (371 amino acids)
Biological process (GO): secondary metabolic process
Source: RefSeq, a predicted model, not a curated record
AUGGUCUCCUUAUCAGCCGUCCAGCAGUCUAACGCCCAAAUUAAAACCGGGCAGGUGAUCCCGCCUGGCAUCGUUGCCGUUUUCGUAGGCGCAACCAGCGGCAUCGGUAAAGCCUGUCUCGUCCAGUUUGCGCAGCUCACGGUCUCCCCGCGUAUCUACUUUGUUGGGCGCUCGCAGCAGGCGGCGAAUGAGAUUCUGCAGCAUCUGCGUCAGAUAAAUCCAGAGGGGAAAUAUACUUUUAUCAGGGCUGAUGUGAGCUUGCUUCGUAAUGUGGAUGAAGUAUGCGAGCAGAUUAGGGCGGAGGAAGAAUUUGUCAAUGUUUUGUUUUUGAGUCAGGGUACUUUGGAUGUCACCACCGACACAUCGGAGAAGCUGCCUCUUAUUCUCGCAUUAUCGUAUUACUCCCGUAUGCGCUUUAUUGCCAAUCUCUUACCACUUCUCCGCCAUGCUUCAACUGUGUCGAGCAUCAGCCGAGUGAUCACAGUCAUGGCUGGGACCAAAGAAGGCCCCAUCAGUUCCUCCGAGAUUGGUAGAAAACUUGUUGCUCCGUGGAAGGCCCGUGGGCAUCUCUGUUCCAUGAUGACCUUGACCAUGGAGCAUUUUGCAGAAACUGAAGCGCCCCAAGUCAGUUUUGUGCAUGAUUACCCUGGAUUUGUGAAAACACCUCUUUCGGAUUCCAUGACGGGAGUUGUUGGCGGCAUAAUGAGAGGGGUCUUUGCGGUUACUAGUCUUUUCAAUAGCAGAAAUAGGCGAUGGGUGCCUCUUGAAGAAAGUGGCCAACGGCAUGUGUUUCUGGCGACGAGUUCGAGGUACCCGCCCAAAGAUGGGCACAAAGCUUCGUCAUCAAGACAUGGUGUGUCGAUAGGCGAGGAUGGAAGCGGGACGGAGACUGCUGUAGGCAGUAACGGUCAGGUUGGGAGUGGUGUUUACAGUGUUGAUGAAUUUGGUGAGAGCGCUGAUAUACAUGUUCAGAAGCUCCUGGAGGGAUUAAGGCGGAAUGGGACCAAAGACCAGAUCUGGAGUCAUUUACAGCAAGAGUUUAAAAGGAUUACGGGCAAGGCGGCGAUAUGGUCGUCUGCUUCGUCCUCUUCUUCACCAUCUCAAACCGCGUCGUAA